Molecule: messenger RNA, 1238 nt
Organism: Stegostoma tigrinum
Lineage: Eukaryota; Metazoa; Chordata; Chondrichthyes; Orectolobiformes; Stegostomatidae
Product: ral guanine nucleotide dissociation stimulator-like 1
Exons: 13
Coding region: 275-1132 (285 amino acids)
Biological process (GO): positive regulation of GTPase activity; Ras protein signal transduction
Cellular component (GO): plasma membrane
Molecular function (GO): guanyl-nucleotide exchange factor activity
Source: RefSeq, a predicted model, not a curated record
UUGUGUUUCUUCAGGAUCCAGCGAAAUAAUUGCUGAAAGAGAAGAAGGAACAAUCCAGAAUAAUUUUGAUUUGGAGGAGGUCCAACUUCAAAAGGAGCAAGAAGGCGUUUGCAGCAACUGUGAAAGUGUUGAGUCCAAACACUGUCCGAAUUCUGAUGAAAUUCAGAAUUUAAGUUCACCGGAGAAGGGAGCGACAGUCAAGAAAAGCAUAGACUUCAACAGAUCAAGCUUUCUAGAAGAAUAUAAUUUCAGUCCUGCAGAAAAGGAAACACUAAUGAAAAUUGCUAUUCCUGAAAUUCUCGAAAUCUGGCUGGAGGAGUCUGCCGAAGACUUUCGUCAAGUUCCAACUUACUCUUGUCUCCGGAAGGUACUUUCCUACUUGAACCAGACAGUGCCAGGGUCAGAUGCUGAACAUCGGGCCCAGAAACUCCUGAGUUGGUUUUUGGCGGAGGAAACAGCGGAGAAAGAGAUGUUUAAAGGCUACCGUAGAAGAGUCAGAUUCUAUGUGGGAGAAGAACACGACCAAACCAUCGAACAAGUUGACGAAAAGCUCCUGUCCUACCCAUCACGCUUCAUUGCAGAGCAGCUGACUUUUAUGGAUGCUGAUCUUUUUCGGAAACUUGUGCCCAGCCAAUGUUUAGGGUCCAUCUGGUCUCAACGAGGGAAGGAAGAAAAACAGCAUCUGGUAUCAACCGUCCAGGCCACCAUGACACAGUUCAAUAAUGUUACAAAAUGUGUCACCAGCACCAUAUUAAGACGCCAACAGUUGAAACCAUGGCAGACGGCUAAAAUCAUUGAGAAAUGGAUUGAUGUUGCCCAGGAAUGUAGGAUUUUGCAGAAUUUCUCGUCAGUGCAUGCUAUUACCACUGCAUUGCAAUCAAAUAGUGUGUUCAAUUUGAAGAAGACUUGGGCAGCCGUGUCAAAGAGCAGUAAGACAACAUUUGAAGACCUUUCAAACAAUGAAGAAGAUAACUUUGUAGCGAGUAGAGAGCUGCUAAUGGAGGAUAUCGUUCAGGGAAUUGUGCCGUACCUGGGAACUUUCUUAACAGAAUUUUCAGCACUGGAUUCGGCUUUCCCGAAUUACCAUUCAAAUGGCUUGAUCAACUUUGACAAGAGACAAAAACUCCUCUGAACUCGAGAAACCGCCAAAGCCCAAAAAGAGUGUGUUUAAACGCCUCAGCUGCCUGUUUUCAAAGAGAGGUGUUAAAAUACACAACACUCAAACUAAAAGCUCUGAG